AUGGGUGACCACGGUGAAGCGCACGAUCAUCACUCCUUUGAGAUAACAAGGGAAGACCUUUUUCGGCCUUUCAGGGAACCAUGGCACACCAAAUACGUCCUUCCUUUUCUGGGCGGUCUCAUUGACAAACCAGUGACGCUCUUCCGGGGUAUGUACUCCUUCGUAUUGUUUCACCGUUUCACAGAGUACUUUGUUGAAAAAGUUCAAAGGAAACCGGUUCCUUAUUAUCAUCAACGUUUUGCGAGAGUUCCUGACAUCGAUAAAUGCCCGGUUGGUGACGAAGUUUGCGUAGUCGAGGCGAAUGAACAGUUUCAUCGUGAUCGGUCUGUUAUCAUUUCUUAUAUCCCAUAUCGCUUUCCUUCCAAUUUACUUUUUUUCGCAGUAUGAUGUGCAGCUUGCAUCUACUCAGUACACUGUCCUGACACGGGUAGAUUUUAAGUUUGAUGGUGGGAUGUACAUCUAUUAAUAAUUCCUAAAGCCAGCUUUGUAUGUAGCUUUAGAUUGCGGUUCCGUCAAGUCACUUCUGUUUCCCCAUAACCUUUUUAUCCACGAUGAACUGCAUGCUUUUCAUGAACACAUGUACCAUGUUAGCCGCUUACAUUUCUACUAGCUUUAUUUUAUUCAACCUCCGUGAAUGUAGGCUUGUUGAUGUGAACAUCGUUCGUCUUCUUAAAGAGAGGCGCGAUGCUUGCAAAAGGUGGUAUGACAGGGAUUACGAAGAUAUGCAACGUUUUUGUAAAAAAUACAUCGAUGAACACGAAGAGGCGACGACGAACUACUUUAUUAAGUGUAAGUGGAUGUAUUAUUUUAAUGCUGAGACACUUUUGCUUUUUUAAAACUGCUUACGCUUUGCAUUAAAGAUAAGUAUAUUCGCCACGAAUUAUGCCGUUUGUUUUUCUCAAGUAACUGUUUUCGGGAAGUACGGCGUCACCUAGCUAGUUUCUAAAUCCUACGUCGCGGAGUUUUCCUAGUAUGUGUAGCUUGUUCUGCAUCCCUAAGUAUGCUAGUAGGCCUCACUUAUAGCUCUUAUUGACUGAUUAGCCUACUUAUAUUUCGGCUCUGUCUUGUCUAGUUUUACGACCUCUGUUCAUGGAUCAAGCUGCCUUUGGAUAACUGCAUUGUGUAUACUUUUAGGGCAGUGGGCGGGCAUGUACUUUGUAUUUGUAACUAGCCGACAGUCAUUAAUCCCUAGCACACCCUCUCUCAGAGAUGCAGCCAGGAGGCACUGGUUUUACCAGUCAGCAAGAAGACACCGGUUUUACCAGUCCUUGUGGGUAAUCCGACCCCAUUAAACACCGACAGUACAUUCUGUAGAUCAUUCUGAUUUGGCUCUAGCCGGGCAACAUCAUCAGCUUAGUUGAGAUUGGCCGACCAACCCCGUAGAAUUUAGCUAAUGCAGACGAAAGCGUAAUUAGACGAGACAGACUACUGAAUACAACUUUGCCUAACACCCAGUGGAAUGUCCAACGGUGAUUCAUCGAGUGGUUCCUGACCACAGCAAUGAUUUUUUUUCCGGUAGCAGAUGAACGGAAGCGAACGCGCAGAAAAGUCCGUGGAAUAGGCUGUCUUUGGUUGCCUGCAGCCAAGGCGAGUUUCGAGGAUCCGCCGUAGCGUAUCUGUUUUGUCGGUGAACUAAAGUCCUGUUCAAUACCCGUCUGGGCUGUGUCUCGGUCUCAAAUCACGCAUAUUUUGAAAUCACCCGAGAGUGACAAUGACAGUGCCGUUUCUAGUAGCAUCAAUUACACUUGUGCUACAGUAGUUAUCCCCCUUCUUCCUACUCACAUUAUUGACGAUAAGUGCGAGGAUGGUUGAACGUGAGUCGUAAGAAAUGAUUUAAUCUUCAAUAUCUAUUCAAUCGCCUCAUGAACCUUGGACACCAUUAUCGGAACAAGACGUAUAGACGUAAACGGCGAUGCCAUCCACUGUUUUCGUUCCAUUGUUGCGCAGCCUCGACAUUGCAGCGGCCUUCCCUGAGAAAAGAGGACCGCGCAACACUGUAUAAGCUGGAGAGGGGCGAAAUUUUGUUCCGGGAAAAAGGUGGUGGCAGGUUGUUCGUCGAAGUUGCGAAGACGCUUGGAGAAUUCACACCCUCCCCCGGCUCUGAUCGGGUUGUCCCCCGUCUUCUCCAUUUGCAUCAGGAACUUAUCUACUGACGGUCUUUGAGUGUCUUAGGGCAGUCUUUGUCAUCACCUUUUGGUCUCAUUUUUGCGUUGGCAAAAGAAGCCGUCUUUUUGAGGCCUAGUUUCAGCGGUCUGUGUGAGGGUCUUCAGACCGUCAGUGAUGUUUCGGUCCGACUUCACCCUCACUUGACCGUUCCGACAGAAUAACUUAACUUUUUAAAAUCAAACGUCCGAUCUUGAUGCCGUAAAUAAAAGGUCGUCGUUUCGUUUUGGCAGCCAUGUUGUGGCCUUCCUUAGAAUCCCACUGAUUUACUAGCCGUCUGUGUAACUUGACUUGGAGAAGAGAACCUAAAAUUCGCUUUCAUCCCUUUGACGGAACUCUUUGUAACUCGCCCCCUAGUGAAAUCUCACGCUCUAUGACAGUCAGAGAUUAAACGGAGAUCUGUCUUCCGUAGAUUGCGUCGUGUCUAAUAUCGGGGAAUUCAUAUACUGUAUGGCUGCUGGACGCUUACCUGCACAGAACUCCAAACGUGCAUUAAAGUCCUGUUGAUUCGACGGAAGUACGACGACGCACUUAGCAACCUUGGAUUCCUUAUGUAGCGAGGAAAAUACUGGUUAUAUGUCUGGACGACAAAGCAGUGUUAGCCUCCUGGGCUACGUCCGGGAGACAUUUUAGCUGCUCCUUCUUCCAUUUAUCUACCGAUCCAAUUUGAAAGUAACGUUUUCCGCACUCCUUUCCUUUUGAUGUGCGCCUUCAUUUUCAUUGCUGACAAAGAUACCGAGACACAUUUUCCUAGCCAUGCGGAGACUCGAUCUCAUUACCACCGCUAUUGUCAAGGGAGGGGCAAAUUUCGGGACUUUCCCUACCGGAAAACAUGGUCUUGCUCGGAAUUUCAUUACUAUGAUACCUUUUCAUUUGGUGGUCGUUUGCAUUAUAUACUUGCGGUAAUCUACCUCCCAACUGAUCUUGCCAGUUUAAUUUCCUAGUUUCACUGCGUCACGAUGAUUCCCUUCCAUCACAGUCGGUCAGUAGCAGACUUCCGGGCGUAGCUAAGCCUCUUGACACACUAGCCACAUAGACCGCAGACAGCAAAGCUGAAGAUGCGCUCGAAGUCAGCCAUGUCUUCAGUUAGCCAACAUUAUGGUCUGACCGGCCAGGAUCAGGUUCAGGGGAGGUUACAUCUCGGGUAAUGUUGGUUUCAGCGCGUGACUGAGCUAUCAUGGUCGACGAGUGAGAAAGGCGCAGUUAACAGGCAGUGUUCCUGGCCCAGUUUACGCAUUUUUGGAUUGAAAACGCGUAAGAAUUCGACAGUUCGACCGUCGUGCCCGACGAUGUUAACCGUUUGCGCGACGUGGACCGGCGACGGGACCUGCCACCGCACCCCGAAUGUUGGCAUUGGUUAUGGUGUGCAUUCCGAUAAUGCCUGCUAGAACCCACUGGGGCCCCCGUGUUGGUCCAGCACAUCUACGGCGUGGCCUGUUUUUGGGGAGGAGAGGGACAAUGACAAAUUCAGAGAAGGGAGUCGCAAGCACAGUCGUUUGUCCGAGCGCAUGGACCCUACGUCACAUCUUUCUAGGAGGAUUGUUAUAACGGAGGUCCCGCGUUCCCACGGCUUGGUAUUUUGGUUGAUCUAAUGCCCGUUAUCGAUCUUAGGACGAUUUCAGAUGAAAGCUGUACUCGUCUCUGAUCUGAGACUGAAUCUCACUGUUACCCCUUCCCUUUUGCAGACAAUGCAACCCAAAAUUACAGAGGUUGUUCUGAGAAUUCAACCAUCUACAAUGAGCGGAAGUAUACAUCCAACCGCUAAACCCUAGGAGGUAAUCUUCAGGCCCAUUUCAGCCGCCUUCGCGACCAUCUGGAACAACAGGCUGCAUUUUUGUAAAGCAACCCCCCGGUGUGUCAACAUUAUCAGUGUAGUUUAGAAUACGCAGGCCGUGACCUAAUGUAUCACUGGAGUAACCUGUUAGCACAUGCCAAAAGGCCCAGUCUGUCGCGUAGCUGGAGUGGACAAAAAACACAAUCCUGAAAGACGCCAUAGGUGCCAUUGCCGCGCAAUUCACACGAACUAAUUCUACUUCUGUGAAAUCAUACCUGAACCAAUUGAAGUGGCCGCGGUGGCAUGAGGUCGUACAGCUUGGUCGGCCACAACGAACCCGAUGUGUUGUGGUUUUAAGGCAUGUCUUAUGUACUCAGUCUGCUAUUACGCUUAUCGUCCGCGACCAUGCAACCCUAACUGUAGAAUUUCUCCGACGUUGCACAGAUGGCGAACUCCAUUUCUGGACCGAUGUUCGAGACGCCUUUAUGAAGCAGAAGCACAGAAUGUUGUGGGAGCGAGAGCACGGGCCAAUCGGUGCUCAACAGGCGAAGCCUAGCGAUGAUGACAAGGAGGCCGACUCCGCAGUUUCCGUCCUACGCAAGUAUACCGGCCAUGUUAAACUACCUAAAGAAUUGAAGAUGUGAAAUUGAGGCUGCAGCACAACGGUGUCUGGCGCACUUGCGCAUUUUUAUGUGAGUCCCUUCGUUUGAUUGGCCGAAUUCUUCUGACUCGGUAGUGUUGGGUGUUGCAUUGGUUGGGUAUAUUUUCUUGCUGCUUUUGCUCAGUCAUGUCCAGUCGGUUUCUCUUUUAGACUUCCUCCUCCUCCUGGUCAUUAA
This is a messenger RNA of Spirometra erinaceieuropaei, 4773 nucleotides long. Lineage: Eukaryota; Metazoa; Platyhelminthes; Cestoda; Diphyllobothriidea; Diphyllobothriidae. The record is from the annotation of a GenBank genome assembly.